Messenger RNA from Pseudocercospora fijiensis CIRAD86, 3096 nucleotides. Its product is annotated as glycosyltransferase family 2 protein. The transcript has 2 exons. Bases 1 to 3096 code for a protein of 1031 amino acids. The record is from RefSeq and is a predicted model, not a curated record. Gene Ontology annotation, cellular component: cell periphery; cell septum. Gene Ontology annotation, molecular function: chitin synthase activity. NCBI's taxonomy places the organism in Eukaryota, Fungi, Ascomycota, Dothideomycetes, Mycosphaerellales, Mycosphaerellaceae.
AUGGCUGCUCCGAACGGCUAUGGACCGCCUCCAGGCUAUGACGAUGAUACGCCAAACUCCACUCCAAAUCAUGCUGCCACCAUGCGACUCUUAACUAAUACAGAUGACAACAACCCAUACCGAGCGCCGGCGAGUCCUUCGCAGCGAUCAUACCACCCGCAUUUACAUUCUCCCACUCGGCCUCUUUCAAGAGAGGCAUCUGUUCUGGACAAUGUCCCAGGCAUGCCACCGCCACCCUCUGACUUCGAUCCGUAUCGACCGGUAUCAAGACAGUCUGGAAGCCCAUCUAAGACUUUCACGCCAAGAGGCAGCAGAGAUUACGCACGUCCACCAGCCACGAACAUCCCGUACGAGCCAGCCGACAUCAAUGGCAUACCGAGACCCGGUACGCCUUCCUCACAGUAUGGAGGCUCGCCAAAGAGACCGUUGCCACCUGCACCUCUCUUUGCAGGUGGUCGACCACCAUCUAUCAACACGGAAGGUAAAGAGCCUGAGUUGACAUCUAUUCCCAUUGAGGAUGGCAACGACGACGUCUUCGCUCCUAGUAUACAUGAUACGGAUCCGCAGAGACCACGGCCAGUAUCCCGAGACACGUUCCAGUCAGGGUCGACAUUAAGCGGUGAUAGCGAUGACAUGUACGACAAGGAGCAUGAUCCUGACCUGUACGGUCCGGCUCCAGCAGGCAAGCAAGAGCGACGAGGCGCACGACAAGCACAGAUGACCAAGAAGGAAGUUAAGCUCAUCAACGGCGAGCUAAUUCUGGAGUGCAAGAUCCCGACCAUUCUCUACUCAUUCCUACCGAGAAGAGAUGAUGUCGAGUUCACCCACAUGCGCUACACAGCUGUCACUUGCGAUCCAGACGACUUUGUGGACAGAGGGUACAAAUUGCGACAGAAUAUUGGUUUCACUCAUCGCGAGACUGAGCUCUUCAUCUGCGUCACCAUGUACAACGAGAACGAAAUCGACUUCACUCGAACGAUGCACGGAGUUAUGCGCAACCUGUCACAUUUCUGCAGCCGUGCCAAAUCGAGAACCUGGGGCAAAGACGGUUGGCAGAAGAUUGUCGUCUGCAUCAUUGCUGAUGGUCGAGGAAAGGUGCAUCCGCGGACGCUUGACGCUCUCGCAGCGAUGGGAUGCUAUCAAUCUGGAAUUGCCAAGAACUUGGUCAAUCAGAGAGAAGUCACCGCACACGUAUACGAAUAUACGACACAAGUCUCUCUUGAUGCAGAUCUCAAAUUCAAGGGUGCAGAGAAGGGUAUCGUGCCUUGUCAGGUCAUCUUCUGCAUGAAGGAAAAGAACGCGAAGAAGCUGAACAGUCACCGUUGGUUCUUCAAUGCUUUCGGCAGAGCUCUGAAUCCGAACGUCUGCAUUCUGCUUGACGUUGGAACCAAGCCGGGUGACGAUUCACUUUACCAUUUGUGGAAGGCUUUCGAUCGAGACUCGAACGUUGCAGGUGCAGCUGGAGAAAUCAAGGCCGCAAAGGGCAAGGCCUGGAGUGGACUCUUAAACCCACUUGUCGCAUCUCAGAAUUUUGAGUACAAAAUGUCGAACAUCCUGGACAAGCCGCUCGAAUCCGUCUUUGGCUACAUCACCGUGUUGCCUGGUGCACUAUCAGCCUACCGGUAUCAUGCACUGCAAAACGACGAGACUGGUCAUGGCCCGCUUAGUCAGUACUUCAAAGGCGAGACCCUUCAUGGCCAAGAUGCAGAUGUCUUUACCGCCAACAUGUAUCUGGCAGAGGACCGUAUCCUCUGUUGGGAGCUGGUAGCCAAGCGAAGCGAUCGAUGGGUCUUGAAGUACGUCCGUCAAGCCACUGGAGAAACAGAUGUGCCAGACGCAGUACCCGAGUUCAUCUCACAACGUCGAAGAUGGCUGAAUGGUGCAUUCUUCGCCGCUGUCUACUCGCUUCUGCACUUCAAGCAAGUCUGGAAGACCGACCACACCAUCGCUCGAAAGAUACUCCUCCACGUGGAGUUUGUCUACCAAUUCGUGCAGCUACUCUUCACCUUCUUCUCGCUCGGCAACUUCUACCUGACCUUCUACUUCAUCGCCGGCUCACUUGCCGACAAGAAAGUCGAUCCCUUCGGCCACGGCAUCGGCAACUUCAUCUUCAUCAUCCUCCGCUACACCUGCGUCAUCACGAUCAUGGUCCAAUUCAUUCUCUCCAUGGGCAACCGACCGCAAGGCGCGAAGAAAAUGUUCUUAGCCUCCCUCAUCGUCUUCUCGGUAAUCAUGGUCUACAACACCUUCGCAGCAAUCUACAUCGUCGCCCGCCAACUCUCCGACAGGGCAGACGUGAAUUUCGGUAACAACGUCUUCACAAACCUCAUCGUAUCCACCUUGUCCACUGUCGGCCUCUACUUCCUCAUGAGCUUCAUGUACCUCGAUCCAUGGCACAUGUUCACCUCUUCGGCUCAAUACUUCGCCCUGCUUCCCUCAUACAUCUGUACUCUCCAAGUCUUCGCUUUCUGCAACGCCCACGACGUCACAUGGGGAACCAAAGGCGACAACGUCAUCAAAAAAGACCUCGGAGUCGCCACUACCAACAAAAAUGGCACUGUCGAGUUAGACAUGCCUUCCGAACAACUCGACAUCGAUUCAGGAUACGACGAAGCUCUCCGCAAUCUCCGUGAUCGUGUCGAAGUCCCUAAACCCGGGAUUUCGGAAUCUCAGUUGCAGGAAGAUUACUACCGUGGUGUGAGAACUUACGUCGUCAUCGUUUGGAUGACCUGUAACGCCAUUCUCGCUAUGGGUGUCAGUGAGAUUUAUGGGAAUACCGACGUCGGACAGAACUACUACCUCAAAUUCAUCCUGUGGAGUGUCGCUUGUUUGGCUCUCUUCCGAGCUUGUGGAUCUUCGGCUUUCCUGGUCAUCAAUGUUAUCCAUUCGAUUGCGAAUGGGAAGUUGAAGUGGAAGAGUCGGAGUUCGAAGGGUAGCAGCUCUACGGGUGGGAGUAGCAAGUUCGGGGGUAGGAGUGUUGGGGUUUGGAGUAGUAGGUUGAGUAUGCCCGGUUGGAUGAGUAGUUCGGGAAGUUGGGUUAGUAGUAAGGUUAGUUCUUGGACGCCGAGUAGUAUUGGGAGUACACUUGGACGAUGA